Fraxinus pennsylvanica is the source of this 435-nucleotide messenger RNA. Lineage: Eukaryota; Viridiplantae; Streptophyta; Magnoliopsida; Lamiales; Oleaceae. The record is from the annotation of a GenBank genome assembly.
AUGCCUCGCCGUAGCUCUGGUGGAAGAUCUGCACGUCCUGCUCCUCGUGCUGCUCCAGCACGCAAUCCUCCUCAGCCAGUGAAUCAUGCUCCUCCUCCAGUUCCUGCUCAAGCCAGCAGUGGUGGAUCCAUGCUUGGGAGCAUCGGUUCAACCAUAGCCCAAGGAAUGGCUUUCGGCACUGGAAGUGCAGUGGCACACAGGGCUGUGGAUGCUGUUAUGGGUCCUCGCACAAUUCAACAUGAGACUGUUUCUUCUGAAGCAGCUGCACCAGCAACUGCCGCAAACAAUAUGGGUGGCUCUGAUGCUUGCAGCAUACAUUCAAAGGCAUUCCAAGAUUGCUUGAAUGGAUACGGCAAUGACAUCAGCAAGUGUCAGUUCUAUAUGGAUAUGUUGGCAGAGUGUAGGAGAAAUUCAGGUUCUAUGAUGAGUUCCUAA